This is a messenger RNA of Acyrthosiphon pisum (pea aphid), 842 nucleotides long. RefSeq lists its product as uncharacterized. The record is from RefSeq and is a predicted model, not a curated record. NCBI's taxonomy places the organism in Eukaryota, Metazoa, Arthropoda, Insecta, Hemiptera, Aphididae. Gene Ontology annotation, molecular function: protein dimerization activity. The transcript is spliced from 3 exons. The coding region runs from base 210 to 614 and encodes 134 amino acids.
AAGAUAGAAAAUAAUAUUUUUGAGGGAAUGACAUAUCGAUUUUAUAUUUUAUUAUUAUUUCACUUUGUAUUUGAUAUAAUUUUUGUGAUAAUAUAUCAGAUAGUGCAGAAGUGUUCGACUACAAUACUCAAAAAUGGCGCAUGAUACGAGUAUGUAGUAUGCCUUCUAGAAGAGCCCGUUUUGGGGUCGAGUCCUGAAUAAUCUUUUAUAUGCGGUUCGUACUGGUAUGUCAGUGGCGGUAUCACAAAAUGCAGCUGUCACAACUGCAUCAUACGAAAUUUGUUACAUACUCGUUUAUUGAAUUAAAAAAUGAUACAAAUUUGGAAGUUAUUUUCAAAGAAAAGCGAGAACAAAAAGAAUACUUCGAAUUUUGGAAUUUAGUGCCAGGAAAAUACAAAACCAUACAAAAAUGUGCUCACUUUUUGCUAACAAUGUUCACAUCAACAUUUUUAUGUGAAACUUCAUAUUCAAAAAUGAAAUAUGCAACGAAUGUGUACAGAAAUCGGCUUACUGAUUCACAUCUUGACGACUUGUUAAGAGUAGCAUGCAGCAACUACAAACCAGUUUUAUCCAAAAUAGUGAAAGAAUUAUCUCAAUAUCAAAAUUCACACUAAUUUAAAAUAAAUAUUUAAUUUUUUUACAAUAAAUUUUCAAAUGUUGUACACAAUAUAAAAAUGUAUUUUUAGUUUUUUUUUCCGUUCCGUUCAUUUAGACUUGCGGCCCGCGUAAUAUUUUAAAAUAUUUUAUGUGGCCCAAAUGAAAAAAAGGUUGAGUAUGGCUGCAGUAUAGAGCUUGAAAUAUUAUCAUUUUAUAAUUCUAACAAUGUCGCAUAAUAAAUUAAA